AUGUCAGGAAAUCAGAAUAAGAUACUUGGUAAAAGGUCCAAGAAUGGCCCUCCAAGUGAUUUGGAAGUAGUUGCAUUGGGAGGCGCGAAUAGGAAGAAGCCCCCACCAGCUGCGGCGACAUCAGCUGCAACAUCAUUGUCACACUUUGGAAAGACAUUGGAGUGUGAUGAGAAGUUAAUCACAAAUAUUCCACCAUCAUCAUUAUCAUCAUCAUCGACAACUAUAUCACAUCAAGAACAACAUGGUGGCGGAGGAGGAGGAGGAGUAGGACAAUCGUUGACAAACAAGAAAUUGAAAUCUGAUCAGGGAUCGGUCGUGGUGCCCCCACCAUCUCUGUCCACGGUCGCCCCGCCACCAAUCCCUGGCAUGGUUCAAUCACAAUCACAACCACAUGGAUCCAUGAUGCAGAGGACUUCAAUGCCAAAUCAUGGCAGUGGCGGCGGCAUUAACGCCAGCAACAUCAACAACAACAGCAACAACAACUUUAUUAGUGGAAGGGACACAAUCGACAUGAGCAACACACUGGACAUUAUACAGGCGCUCGAGUCAGAGAUGGACAGAGAACAAUGUACGCGCACUGUUAGGAACAUGCUUCAAUCGAUCAAAUCGAUGCCGGCCACGACGGCCGCCGCCAUCAACUCGGAGCCGUUCGUCUCAUUAAUUGGUCUGGCGCGCAAGCGUCCCGACGCUUUCUCCAGCAUCGACCUGCUCGACACACUGUUGGCCCUGCUACGGCGCGACCCCACCCAGCUCAAUCAACAGAAGAAGAACAACUUCCCCAUGGUGCUGGCGUGCAAUCUGCUCAUGGUGGCCUAUGAGUCGCUACCAGACUGGCCACCACAACUCUUCUACGCGUUCAUUGAGGAUUCGAUUGGCGAUCGCUUGUGGGUGGAUGAUCAGAACUGCAAGGCAUUCACUGCCGCAAUUGUCUCCUCACUGCCCUCUAAGCCUGGCUACCAACUCAAUGCACCAACCUCAUCAGUGAUCGCUCCGCCAACCCUGUAUCCAAAGACUGCAGCAGCGGCGGCAGCGAUCGUCACACCUGUGGCACCACCAAAGGUACAGCAGCAACAACAACAGGAUACAAACAUGUCGUCACAUGACUCUGGCGAUGAGGAGAUUGAGGAGGAGAUACUGUCAUCAUCAUCAACCUUUGGCAGCGCAAAAUCCGAGAACAACUCACUCUCGCGCUCAAGUGGCUCGAUCAACUCCAACUCAAGCUCAUCGCGAUUCUCUCAGUGCCAGCCCGACAUCAUUCGCUACAUCGUCCAACAGAUAAAGUCGACGAAUGUGUCGUACAAUGCGCGCGGACUGCUGCGAUUGCUCACACUGACUGUCGGCUUCAAGGAGUCGCGUGUGGAGGGUGCAUCCCUGGUCGAGACACUUCUGGCCAACCAGAAUGUGUUUAGAAAUGCCAAGGAGUACCUGGCGCUAUUGGUGGCACACUGCACCGAUGCCACACCCGAGGACCUGCGCACGGUCCAGACACUCAUACGCAUCAACGUCGUGUCGGCACACACUGAGGUCAUCCCCACGCUUCUGGCAAACAACCCGGCUGCGUACACUGGCAUUGCCAUGCGCCAGGCCAUCGAGCUCGAGCUUGACGUGCCAGGUCUGGCUGCCUUCCCCACGCCAGGCAAGCCGCCCAGCGUGACGGGCAACUCCAAUGUUGCAGGCACCAAAUCCAAGCUGGGCACUAUUUUCCGACACCUGGCGCCGCAGCGCGGUGAGGAGGAACUGGCGGCAAUACUCAAGGAGCUGGCGGUUCGCGAUGACUACGCCAAGAUGGCCGCGCGCAUGACGGUCCGCAAGAUCGUCAAGAACUUUAUCUCGGUGAACAUGGCCUACUUUUGCUCGCAGCUCACAGACAUUAGCCGCGACGAAGUGUACCUUUCGCGAGACCCUGCGACCAAACAGCGAUGGGCACUAAACAUGGUGCACGUAUUCUGUCAGAUCUUGCUCUUGGUGCCAUCAUUUGUGGACAUCUCCAAGGAUGCCAACAGCAUGAGACAGCUCCUCUCCAACAUCACGGCAUCAAUCAUCACAUGGUGCAGCAAUCUCCUGGACAUUGGCAUCACCACGCCACAAGAGCACAUUGAGCACCUCAAGAAGUUAAUCUUCAUCGAUAACAUCAACACCUAUUUUGUCACACCCAACACAAUAGUGGACUCUGAUCGCAAUGCAUAUAGGAUACUCUCGAACGAGGUGCAGAUACAGGAGACAUUGAUCGAGUCGCUGUUGUCUUUGGCGUUCGAGCAUGGGGUAGACAACAGACUGAUAUUGGACUUUAUCGACAGCGUUCUACGAAGGGCCCUGUCCAUCCUAUUCAAGUUUGGCGUGCCCUGUGCAGUUACACGCGGUAAUAUGGCCGAUCAAGUGAUGGAGCUGUCAGUGAUCGGCGGUACGAAGCAAACAUUGGGCGACUUGCGCAUAUCAUUCACUCCAAUCUUCUGGCAGGCCACGACCUCGCUGUGUCUGUUGGCGUGUCUGGCGCCAUCCAGUGUGGGCGCAAAUGCAUGGUUGCAUUGUCCCACAGUGCGGGUGCUCCUCGAGAUGAUAGUGACUCGCACAUGGAAGUUCCCGCCCUACGUCUCCAAGACCACACCCGCCAACCAGUACCAGAUCAACGAGCUCAAUCAAAAGAAUCGCGAGAAUGAGCUAGCCGCACGCUUCCCCCAACUGCAACAGGUGGAGUUCAGCCUGUUUGAUCCGCGGGGUCCAAGCCGCCAGCCCCCCGACGACGUCAUUGAGCGAGUCCAGCGCCUGGACACCGACUUCCACCUGGGCAUCUCGCUGUGCGCCUGUCGCCAACCCGACUACCUGCUGGAGAUCAUGGGCAACCAGGACAGUCGCCAGGUCAUGUCAUGGCUCACACCCAUCAUACACAACGACCCGCGCACUCUUGACAUCCUGCCGCCCGUAUGUUUGGCCGAGGUGCUGCUGUCUUCACAGCUGAGCGUGCCCGUCGCGAUCGCCCAAUCAGUCACUCCAAAGUUACUGCAGCGCAUCCAUCAGUUCUUCUCGAAUGCCUCCACGCCUCAACCCACGAUCGACAUCAUGCGAUUCUUCUUCAACAAUCUGUGCUCUCCAUCAUCAGUCACGCGAACAGUGUCGAAGAGGGCAAUCAACUUGUUGCCGGCCAUCGGUGGGCCUGCCUCAGGAUCCGCGCCAGACGACUAUCAAUGGCUCAAUCGACUUCAAUCACUUCAACACUACGCAUCCAUCGCGCCAAUCGUGUUGCAUUCAUUGCGAGCUGCCUUGCACGUUGAGUCAGACCUGCGUGCCCUGCGCGCCUACCUCAACUACCUGUACUCGAGUUAUUCGAAUUCUGGCGUUGGUGAUCGCUCACUCGUCCUAGACAUCAGCCGACUGUUGUUACAACGCGAUAUUGUCGCUCGCUACCUCAUCAAUGAUCCCAUCGUCUCGGUGGCCAUCGAUGUCCUAAUGGGCGCAUUCACCAUCGAUGACUAUCCCCAACUCCUGCAAGACUACAACAACAGUACCAGCAACAACACAGCAGAGUACAUGCUGACUAUGGGCAUGCUGAGAUGGAAGGUCGAAGGCCAGACUGUGCAGGUGUCACGGUUCGUGGCCGACGCCGUUGUCUAUCUUGUCUCGUUAGCCGACUCAAAGAACGCUCAGCUGAGCGCCCGUCUACUCAAGCUUGUUAACAACUUGGUGGCAAGACCCCUGACCCCUGCACUAGAGUACAUCGAUGAGAAUGGCGCGCCAACAACGCUGCUCAAGACCCAGUCGCAGGCCACAAUGGUGCUGCAAAGCAGUGUUGGAGGGCUGAUCGAUCUGGCCGUUGCGCGACUCAAUGAUUCACAAUUGUUUGAGCAGAUUGUGUCAUUCGCGGUAUCACCAUUGGCACGCGAGAUGAUCGGACGUCACUUGGACCGGGUGGCCGGCUUGUCGGAUGGACUUGGCAACAUACUGUCUGGAGGGACCACGCGUCCAUCAAUCGAUCAAGCAAUCCAGAUCAUCAAGUCCUACAAGAGUGCGGGAAUGAAGAGUGGAAGCAAGUUGAUCUCUUGUCUCGAGAAGAUGAACCACAGUGGUACUAAUCACAACAGUGCCAACGCAAGCGCCUCAAGUAGUCGUCGACCAUCAAAGGAAGGAAACAGCCUCUUGUCACUUUUCAACUCAUCAAUCACGCUUGGAGCACAAGCAGAUCACAAACAAGAUGUCUCCACCACAAAGAUGUCAAUCGAUUCUCCAUCGCCAGUAGCAUCCGCCAAGAAGCGCGCACUACAUGUCCGCGCCAUCUCCACUCCUGCUGGCACCAUGGCGGCCAGCCAAUGCCUCAACGUCUCCAACAAUGUGAUAACAUCGGAGCACAUCGCCGCGAUACUCUCUUGCGCGGCCAUUGACAUUGAUAUGGACGACGAUCAGUUGGCAAAGGCAGUCACACAAAGCCUCUGUCAACUAAUCACUCAAUCUCCUUCAUUGGCGCACUUUGAGCGAUACCUUGGCGCAUUGUUUGGCAAGAUCUAUGGACACCAACAGGCCUCACUCAAGCAUCGAACGCUCCCCGCCAAGACCCACGCCGCCCUCCUCCGCGGCCUGGUUUUCACUGUCAAGCAAUUGGCUUCGGCGUCGACGGUCAAACUGUCGUACGCGGUAGGAAUCCUGUUGGAUUGGAUCCUGCAGCUGAUCCCUCAGUGCCAGAGCGAGCAAGAUAUUGUCACCAGCCUGUUUGGACUCAUGUUUGAGCGGUCCGCCGAGCCAGGUGCCGCCACUGCCAGCUCCGUCGCCUUCUCCACAUUGUUACGCUCUCACUUUGUCCACAACUCAACGUGGCGCGCACUGUCCUUGAUGGUUGACAUGUUCUUCUCGCCACGGAUCCGCGCCAAGCAGGACACAAUCGACUACACAUCAUUGUUGUCAUUCAUCGCGGCCUACCACUCACAUCCACGAUCAAGUGCGCCCUACUACUCGUCGCCCACCGAGCAGAGCAUUGACUCAUCGACUACGCACUACCUUACACCUUACACAACACGUACGCUGGCCGACUACAUUAUGCGCGAGAUGGAUACCACACACUCACAUGACAAUGUACUGCGGAAGCGUCGUGUCCUGCUCAACUCCUCUGCGCGCCAGUGUGAUGAGAACAUCGUCUCGCUGGCACUGCACCUGGCCAACAGCAAAGCAAGUGUGACGAGCGGUGGCUCGAUUAUGUCGUCACAAACGCGCUCACUGUCCGUCCCCACAGCGGCACAGUCCAUUCUUCUCCAACUAUAUUACAGCUUCCCAUCAUUGAUCAAGGCACACGUGGCCCACUACUCGCCCAACAUCAAUGUACAGGACAAUGCGCAGCAUUCACAAUCACAGUCACAAUCACUGGCACAACAGCCAGACAAGGAUGUACAUGGAGAAGAGGCCAAUGCCAAUGGCAUACCACACACCAACUUGGACACAAUCAUUCAUCGAGUGAUACUCAAGAUUAAUGAGGCAGAUAUGCGAUCAGAGUCAUUCGUACUACUGCGUAAACUGACGAUUGGACAUCCUGAGCUGAUCACCUCGCACCUUCCGACGAUCUUCACACUCUUCUCUGGUCGAUCCAACCUCCCCAUCGCCCAAUUCAUCCAGAAGAAGUACCAAUCACUCUACAUCCAACUUCUGGAUAUCAUGGACAUUCUCAAUCCAUUCGUAUUCAAUAGUCCAUACUUUGAGAAGAUAAUGAGCGAAUACUUUAUGUUCUUUGGCAAUGUCAGGUCAUUCUUUGAUGAGCUCAUACCUCUGAUAUCUAAGUUCACCGAGUUCCUGUCAGCUCAUACCUCCACCGGGAGGAUACCAACUCUAAUUGUAAAUAGAAAUAAUGAUACACUAGUAACACUGUCCAACCUCUACCAGAAUAUACCAUCGAUUAAGGCAUUAGUCAACAAGUUUAUGUUGCAGACUUCUUCAUACUCGACUUCAUCAUCACAUCAUGGCUCUUACAAACAACAACAGCAACAACAACAGCAGCAACAACAAUGGACUGUACAACAUAAUAUCCAACAAGCCCGUAUCGUCCAGAUCAAGCACGAGCUGAUCAUAGCGAUGCAACAACAACAUGAAAGACAACACAACAACGGAAACAACAACAUGAGCAACAGUAUGAACAACAAUGGAAACAACAUGAUGAUGAUAACUACGAUGAACAAGAGUGAUGAAAGAUUGUUGAGACUAUUGCAAGAGAUUGAAAGGAUAACAUAUACGACACCAUCAGCACUGCCAUUGUAUCUGGAGUCGAUCACACCAUUGAUCGAGAGCAACAAUGUUCAGAUAAGAUCGAUAACCUACUUCCUGUUGCUACGCUAUCUGAACCACUCGCCCAAGCAGAGUGGCGCCAUUGUCGACACCUACCUGGGCUGCUUCCGCAGUGCCAAUCCCGAGGUGGUCAAGUCAGCGUUGCAGAAUGCCAGCCAGUUCUUCCACUUUACACAGGGCAGCACCGAACACCUUGUCCAACAAGUGUUGCUCUAUGGUGGCCGCGAGUCUAUACAAGAGAUCAAGAAGCUGAUACAUCCAUUCAUCAGAAUAUACUCAUAA
Molecule: messenger RNA, 6537 nt
Organism: Acytostelium subglobosum LB1
Lineage: Eukaryota; Evosea; Eumycetozoa; Acytosteliales; Acytosteliaceae
Exons: 5
Coding region: 1-6537 (2178 amino acids)
Biological process (GO): U2 snRNA 3'-end processing
Cellular component (GO): integrator complex
Source: RefSeq, a predicted model, not a curated record